Messenger RNA from Mus pahari (shrew mouse), 970 nucleotides. RefSeq names its product transmembrane protein 218 (gene Tmem218). The coding region runs from base 93 to 440 and encodes 115 amino acids. The transcript has 4 exons. Lineage: Eukaryota; Metazoa; Chordata; Mammalia; Rodentia; Muridae. The record is from RefSeq and is a predicted model, not a curated record.
CGGGUGAAGGGGACAGAGAGCGAGGGGUGAGUCCUGGUGAGGAACCUGAGAGCCAGGUGAGGACCGGAGGUUGGCCCCAGACGCCUGGAAGGAUGGCUGGCAUGGUACUGGGAGUGGGUGCUGGCGUGUUCCUCCUCGCUCUGAUCUGGGUGCUGGUGCUGCUGCUGUGUGCGCUGUUAUCCAGAGCCUCCGGGAUAGCUAGGUUCUCCAUCGUCUUUGUCUUCCUCGGAGCUCUGAUCAUUACUACAGUCCUAUUGCUUUUCCCUCGAGCCAGUGAAUUCCCAGCCCCAGAAGGUGAAAUGAAGAUUGUGGACGCCUUUUUCAUCGGCCGCUAUGUCCUGCUGGCUUUCCUCAGUGCUGUCUUUCUUGGAGGCCUCUUCCUGCUUCUUACUCAUCAUGUGCUAGAGCCAAUCUAUGCCAAACCACUGAGGUCCUGCUGAGCAUAGUAACAGAAACACGGAACAUGUUGCCAUCAUGGAUGAGCGCAAAGGCAAUCUGGAGCCUGACCACCUUCGUGUCUUCAGACCAGAGGGAUAACUAUUUGACACUAAGGCAAACCUCCUGAGCCCUGGCCUCCAGAAACUCAGUGGCAAAGCCGAGUCCAUGGAUGUAAAUUGUCACCAUCAAGACAGGAACAACUGUCUUCUCAGAACCCAUACUCAGGAUUUCUGUCUGUUUGGAAUGAACAGUAGUAACAGUGAUCUGUCUUGGGUAAAUGUUCAGUCAAGCUGUGAGUAACAGAUUUGGGGAAAAGGAGUUUUGGGCUUUGUUGUCCAGCAGAAGAAGCCGGUCCUUUUUUUUUUAAUAACAUAUAAAUUAUAAGUUCUCAGUUGAGUAUUUGGAACCAUUUGGAAGAGAGAGGCAUUCAAACACAAAAUUGCUUUAAUGAGGUAGUAAGGAAGAUGUAUUAGGCAGCGGUUAUUGACCAUUCCUUAUGUGCAGUUCCACAGAGCUCUGUAAGGACAGUGUA